CUACUGCGAAUUUAGCAGAAUGCAGAUGAGGGACAUUGCUUCCCGACAUGCGUGUUAUAUUCUUUCACUGGCGCAGUUCUGGAAGUACCGAGGCAAAGGCAUGAAUGCAUAGUCAGCCUCCGUCCAAAGGAGCAGUAAAGGAAACUCCUACAUUACAACACGACACAACGGGACAAAGUGCUAGUGCUGCUGAAUGCUGAUAACGAUGACUGUACGAUUACCAAAAAACAGCAAUUUGGACGUGAUUGUUUUCAAGAACAAAUAGCAUUACUGGUGUUUUAUGUUAGGAUUUUUAAAAAGUAUUUUGUUUUCCGAAGAGAAAGCUGCGGAAUUCUUCAUGGCAAGCAUAUUAAUACAGUCUGAAACAAAUUACCGAGUUACGACCAGGGAACAGAGGCGUUAAUUAAAACAAACAACUGCAUUAUAUUGUAAGCUGUAUACACAGUUGCUUGGCUGCAUUGCUGAAGUUCUAUCAAUCAGACAAAUCGGAUGUAGCCAUUUACAGUAACUUUAUGCCUUCAUAAAAAAAAAAAAAAAAAAAAAGGGACACGCAUCCUGUGACUUGUACCGUUAUAUUAAGGGAAAUACCUGCGUCAGUCUUUCAGGAAAUUUAAAGAGAUGGCAUCCUUCUUCUGCAUGUUGUUUUUGGUGACUUAACGGUUUCCCAAGAUGUUUACUGGCAUGAUGAGGUUGGAGGGCCUGGGCUCUCCCUCCAGUCCCAACAAUGACAGAACAGGCAGCCUUCAGCUACACUCUGCUCGCUGCAGCCGGGAAGAUGAGCCUGAAGUACUGCCUACGGGAACCAGUUUCCGGAAAAAAAUACUUCAUAGGAGACCGGGUUAUAUGAGAGGAGAGCAACAGAAAUGCUUAGAGUCUACAGUGGAAGAAAAUAGCAAAAGACCCUGCCAGCGACCUGGGAUGAGUAGAAAGACUUAUACAGACAUUCAGGAAUAUGGUCUUGAGACUUGUCGAAUGCUUAACUUAAAGCAGUCCGUAGAUACUGACCACCACAUUGUACAAUAUAGCAAUCCAAAAGCAGCUGCCGAUUCUGUACUAAAUAGCUCUAGCACUAUAACCUUGCAUUUGUCCUCAGUUGUGAAUGUACCGGCAUGUAAACAGUCCUUGACCAACAGCAGCUGUAGAAACUGCGGCACUACAGAUGCUUCUCAGAAGGGACCUUGGCCAUGUGAAUGUCAGACAAAUCAACAGAAUAAUAAACUUCUUGAAAGGAAACGUACGAGCAUGAAAGUGGAACCUGCAUUGCAGGAAAUGCCUUGUACACCUUCUAAGGAAAAUGGUAAUGACUCUUUGGACUCCGUGGAUGACACCUUCAACUCAAGCUUCAGUUUUAUACAGAAAUCUUUGAAUUCGAGCCAUGGGGUGGGAAAUGCAGGAAAUGAUUCAAAACACUUGCCUGCGGUCGGCCUGGAAGAACCUACAAUAUUACAGGAUGAAACAGAUUGCGGUUUUUCCAAAAUGGAUAAAACAGAUAAUUUCUUCAGCAAAGACCUGUGGACAGACAUUGAGAGAAUGUCUUGGCAGCACAAUCAGAUUGACGAAAGUCAACCAAUCACAGAUGCAGAUAUGAAACAAAGGCUGGAGGACUCGGACACGUUCUCCGUUGACACUGAAGCCAUGUUCUCCUUCUCUGUGGAUACCUCAGAUGCAGCGUCCGCCGGAUCCUCUGUCACCUCGGGCUACGAGAGCAGCAGCAGUAAUACUGAUCAAACCUGGGACGCAGUACUGAAGAAAUACGAUGGCUUCCUGCAAGACUGUCUGCAAAGUAACCGAUCUUACAUAAAGAUUGAGGCUUCAUUGUUAAAGCUUCAGAAACUUCAGGAGAAGGCAAUACAAGAGGAUGACUAUGACAGAGCUGACAAAUUCAGAAAGAAAUUGGUAGAGCUGAAAAGAGAGAGAAGUACCCUAAAGGUUGGACUGCCAUCAAGACAUCCUAUAGUCUCUAGGUUUCUGGAAAGACUGAAAGACCAGGCACAAUCGGCCUUACAGCAAGCUUAUCGUGACUGUGGGUCUGACAAUGAAGGGAUUCGACAUUCACAAAAGCUAGAAAAGGAGGUCACAUGCUCAAGUCAAGAGAAGACACAGGGAUCUAUAUUCAGAAGAGGCCGACUCAUUCAAGAAAAGCAACAGUUAAAGAAGGAAAUUCAGGACCUCAGAAGAAAGUUAGCAGAGCUCGAAGUGAAAGACUACCUAUUAAGUAAGGAAAUUAAGGAGGAAGACAGACUAAUUCAGUCCCAGGACAGUGAGAUGCCUUCCCUGCUGAACACACCUCUCAGUGAGCUGCAGGAUAUGAGUAAAGCCCUGGAUGAAAUGGAGAACUCUGUCCAUCGAAACCACCUCUUCACUGAGCUUCCCCGUCACAUAAAGAGCCUCAAAGAAAGGGAACAAUCACUGAGCACAAUUAUUAAAGAGGCUACAGCAAAAGUUUUCAUGAGUCAGAAACUGUGCAGCAGCCUAAGAAAGAAAGCUAGUGAUAUUGAGACACAACUACCACUCCUACACGAUGCCAAAAUGGUAGCCAUAUCAGGAAAUGAUUUCUCCACUGCAAAGGACCUGAAGGAAGAAAUUAGGUCAUUGAGCUCAGAGAAAGACAGGCUGGAAGAGCUCAUUAAGAAACUGCAGGCUUUGAGCACUGAUAACGACCGAGCAUUAGACAUGACGAAAGAGGACUACAUCAGGGUGAAACAAGAGCUGGAGCUCAAGGAGACUCAGUUUGAAAAUAAUUUGAAAGACAAUGCUGCCAAGUACGUUGAAUUGUUGGAAAAUAAGAUAAACAGCUGUGGGAGUCAGCUGCUGGAGAGAGUGUGGGAAGCUGACUUGGAGGCCUGUCAUCUGCUUGUCCAGGGGCUCCAUCUGAAAGAGUCUGGAUGCUGUGUGUCAGAGGGGGAGGAGAGCCGAGCCGAUGAAACAGAGCCAAUGGAUGACCCAUGCUCAGAUACUGAAACCAAAAAGGAAUGUGAUUUUCCAAAGCUGGGGGUGUGGAAAGCUGUUGAAUGCACUGAACAAAAGCCCACUGAAUUAACUGAGAAAUUGGAAGUGUUUUUUUUCGGCAAAGAAGACAAUCAGCCUGGGGAUGCCUGCCCAACCCAAAUAACAGAGCAGUGUGAAUCAAUCAGUGAGAAAUUGCUUUCCUUGGAGCACCAGCUGCAAACAGCUAUUCUACACCGCGAUGAAGACCUUACUCAAUUUCUGCAGAGUGAGAUCCAGAUGGUGAAAGCAACUCUGCAGGCAAUGCUGGAACAGUUACAGGCCUCCUCCGAGGAAGGGGAAAAGGAGAGGGAAGACUUCUUUGGCGACAGCUGGUGACUGGGACUGGGAGAAUGAAUGACCACAUCAUAUUUUAUAGUAAUGCACAGGGGACCGUUUUUAGUAACUAAACACUGCCUUUUCAAGCCCCAGGGAACUAGUAUUGGGGCUGACCCAGCAUUGGGUAGAGCAGCUGAAUCAAUUAUAUAGAAAAUGAGCCCUGGUGUCUAACAGCACAUGCCCUGCACAAUCAUUUCACUCACUGACACUCUUUUACUGUGGCUUUUUCAGCUGGUGUGUUCAGUUCUUUUAAAGGAUUGGCUCGGUAUAAAAGGAUACCGACCUAUUUCCUGGCGUAUGUUUAUGUGCAUGUAUGUGUUCAUUCCAUACAGCGUGACUUAGCAAAGGACGGUGUUUGUAUAAACUAGGCUAGAAUUUUAACCACUUGAACAUUGCACGUUUUGAUAAGCUCUUAAAUUCAGGGUGCGUAACAUAAAGAGUUCUGACAUAUUUGGUUUGGCUUUUAAAGCAAUGUUGAAAAUAUUUUGCCUUUUUCACUGUUUUGAAUAUACAAAUACCCCAAUCUGUAUGCUAUAGCUAAAGGUUACUGUAUCAGUCUUGUAAUUUUAUGUAUUUCCGACAAUGGUCUAGUUUCAAGCAGACCAUGUGUCCUACAGCAAAGGCACACAUCAUGAAGCAGUUUAUCUAUGUUUGAGAUAUUUGAAUAACCUAAAAAAGAACCAAAAGAUUCUGAACACAAUAAAAGCUGGGCCAGUAAUAAAGAUAAUAAAGCAAAUAAAAGCUUAGAAAUGUAAUUGGUUGGCUCUCCUUUAGAAUAUUUUUUGUAAGACGGUUUGAAUGGAUUAAAGAAAAAGUAUUGCGUCUUAAAAUAUGUCUGCUUAAUAACAUUAAAUAAAAAAAUAUUGAAAAAGUUAAAUAUUUUGAUGAAGGUAACCACUUUGUGGCUCAAACCAAAUCCUACUGUGUUGAUAAUCCUGUGUGUAAGUGUUGGUAUCAAGUACUGUAGCUUUUUAAUGUAAACGCAAAAUGAUAAACAUUCCUGGGAUGAGGUUACAUAGUUCUGCAAAGCAAUGCACUGGGUUAUUUCAAAACUAGAAUGAAUCCAAAUCAGAUGUAGCAGGCUGUGAUGGGGUAAUGUUCUCAAUAUACUAAGAAGCUUGAAGCAUUGCCCAAAACCUAUCUGCCAAGAAGCUUAGACAUAGCUGAAGGAGAAAGUGACUAAAUGAAUUCUGACAUUCCAGAAUGUCUAGCUUCUUGUGCAGGCAAUAUUCUACGGAUUGUAAGAUGUUUUAUGCUUUACUAGAAGAGUGAUCAUUUUAUAUAACUAUAAAGGACACUUUAACUGUAUAUAUUUUAUAUACUCUAUGCUCCACAUUAAUGGAAUUAUGAUAUGUGUUUUUCCCUGUAACAUUUCUUAUAAAUAACUAUUAUAUUACGUUUGUCAUUGGUCCCCAACUCGCGUUUCACUUUCAAACGUCAUGGAGCCCUAUUUAGCCAAGGCAAUGUUUUUUUAAAGGAAUAAAACCAUUUUAACAACAUACAACUAGCAGAAAAUUGGUUUCUUGCUAGAAUUAUACUUCCCAUGACAUUUUACACAGUGAUGGGAACAUUAUUUUUGCUUCAUGCUUAUCACCCAGCUUGUGGGGUCAGCACAGCCCCCUGUGUGUAGUAUAGUAUACCAAUCUUAUAAACAAUAUAUAUUUCUUUAUGUAGAAACAAGAGACCUUGUUCAUAAGUUAUUUUUAUGAUAUGAAGUCAAAUAUGGCAUUCUGUGAUAGAUUUCCCUAAAACUGUAUUUUUUUUACACUAAUUACAAGACUUAUAAACCUUUUGUGGUUUAAUAAAAUCAUAUUUGCUUGAGCAAUAUUAUGAAGGGUUCUACCACUAUGUCAUAAUACCUUAACUGUAAACAAAGAAAAAAAUUAACUAAUUUAAUAACCAUGUUCUGUAUGUCAAUUUGUAACCAGUAUGUACGGUAUCAAUAUUUUGUAUUUAUGGAUAUUGUUUUUAUACCCUGAAAAAUACAACUUAUGAUUCAACUGA
This is a messenger RNA of Acipenser ruthenus (sterlet), 5328 nucleotides long. RefSeq names its product DISC1 scaffold protein (gene disc1). Gene Ontology annotation, cellular component: centrosome; mitochondrion; microtubule. Gene Ontology annotation, molecular function: protein binding. Lineage: Eukaryota; Metazoa; Chordata; Actinopteri; Acipenseriformes; Acipenseridae. The transcript is spliced from 14 exons. Bases 670 to 3324 code for a protein of 884 amino acids. Gene Ontology annotation, biological process: neuron migration; cilium assembly. The record is from RefSeq and is a predicted model, not a curated record.